GGCGGCGGGAGCAUGGCGGGGGGCGGCGGGCGGCCCCGCUGCCCCCCGGGCGCUCUGCUGAGCGUGGCGGCCGUGGUGGUGGCCGUGGGAUGGGUGAGAGCAGAACAGAAGGAAGAGCAAUCUAUUGAUUUAAUUGGAAAGAAUGAAGUUUAUGGUGACACCAGGCAUAAAGUGAAUGUGUAUGUUAAGGUGUUCACAAACAGCCCAUUCCUGGUCUGUAUGGAUUUGGCUCUUUCUCAAGAAAGAAUAAUAGAUCCCAACUAUUUGUGGACGGGUCCAGAUGGAAGAGAUUUACAAGGGCAAAACUAUGUGAAUCUGACAGAGACAGGGAAGCUGAUGCUGAUGGGUUUCAUGGUGUCAAUGUCUGGUGCCUACACUUGUACUCUCUCCCACAAAGUCAUCGAAACCACAACACAGGAAGAAAUAGAAAUGGUUGAGGCCUAUAAAUUCAUGGUUUAUGCCUACAGGGAAGCUGACCAUGCCUAUCAGGUGUCUGUUCGCUUUAGCACCACGGGCUGCAGGCUGACAAACAACGGCUUGUUCAUCGAGGUUCUAAAAAAAAUCCUCAACAGCAGCAUCUCCCACCUGACCUGCCACAUCACAGAGUCAUCCUACAAGUGCCACUCCGUCAGGACACCAAAGAACGGCCUCCAGUAUGAGCUGUUUGUUAAUUUUCUAGUAAAUCCAUUUGCACCAGGAUGGGAAGAAGUUUGCCAGGAGAUUUCUUAUGACUGUGAAGAUGAGACAAACAGGAGAGUCCGACAGGCAGCAGAGCGAAUAGGGAAGUUUUUCCAUCAGCUGAAGCAUGUUUUGAAGUAUGAAUUUCAGGCUGUUCCUACAAUACAGUACGUGGACAACAGCUUCUCCAUGACUCCCAUCGACAGCUGUCAGCCAGGUUUUGGGAAAAACCACUACACCCACCAGAACUGUGCCAGCUGCUGUGUGGUCUGUGGUCCUGGAACUUACAGUCCCAACCAUGAGGUGAUAUGUCGGACCUGUGCCAGGCCUCAUGCCAGGAGAGGGAAUAUUCCAGAGGGAAGCAGAGAGUCUGCAGAGCCUCUUCCAGCUCCUCCUGCUGCAUCUUCCCCUUCAGCUGCACCAAAGCCUCGAGCAGGGCCCGGCUGGCCCCAGGUGCUGCAGGAACAGAUGACACCAGCUGUGAAUUCCUGACCAGUCACCGGAUGAUACAAACUGCCAAAGCACUGAGCUCAUGGGAAUGUUUUCUUCCCAGAGAGACCUCACCCCAACCCUCUUUGGAAGGUUAGCUGCUGGAUCUGCAACAAUCCAUCACCCUGCUCACAGAGUGAGUAAAGGUUGUUUGACCACUAUCAGGAACUUCAUGUGUGACUCCAACUGUUCCCCAGCCCCAGCUGAGCCUCAGCUCCUGGCACGUGGGCUUUCAGAGCUUCUUCCUAAGCUGUUCCCUGUGGGAGUUCCUACCUUCCAGACUCACUUUAUUGAGGGACAUCAGAGAACUCAGUUUCUUUGCACACACUGAGCCGUGGAAAGCAGUGCCCAGCUUCCCUCUUUUCUUUCACAAAGCAAAACUAAGUCAAGCAAAAGAAGCACCUCCCACUCAACCACCCCAACUUCUUACAACGUCUCGAAAUUCCUUGGUGGGUAUUCAUCCAAAAAUCGACCCGAUUCAACCCAGUUUAACUUAUCCAUAGUGACAGGAACACAGCAGGAGACAGCACGGGCACAGACCCCGCUCCAAGCUCUUCAGAGUCAUUACUUAUUAAAUACUAAGGAAUAAAGUGUGCUGUAAUGAGCAUUUCCACUGCCCUUGGGCUGAUUAGCCUCGCUGCCAACUGGACACUGUGCACAGCUCAGGCUGAGACAGAUGAAGCAGCCGGGCUCAGCGGUGCUGCCUGCUUCUCCUGGCCUAUUUCAGCAGGAGGAAAUGCCACAUGCAUCAAUUAUGAGGGGGAAAAAAGCUGGAAGUACCUACUAAGUGCUGUGGAGAGUCACAAAUGUACUCCCUCCUAAAAGCUCUUACAGCACCUUCACUUCUUCAGUGGGCUUCAAACUGAGUGGGAAAAUUUAAGUUGGAUACACAGAGGAAAUUCUUCUCUGUGGGGGUGGUGAGGCCCAGAGGAGCAGUGGCUGCCCCUGGAUUUGUCCAAGGCCAAGCUGGGCAGAGUUGGAGCAACCUGGGAUAGUGGAAGGUGUCCCUGCCCUGACAGGGGGUGCAGCUGAUGAGUUUUAAUAUCCCUUCCAACCCAAACCAUCUUGGAAUUCUAUGAUUCUAAAAGCAGAAAAAUAGCUCAAAUAUUUAUGUAUCACAUUGCAAAGGAGUUUGUGUCAGUGAUUCAGUGGAGUCUCAUAAAAACCUGACAGGAAGUGGCUUCUCUCUGACCUUUCCUGUGUGAAAGUCCUCUCCAUCCAGCUGGAGCUGGGUGCUCUGGGAUGGCAGCUGAGCCUUUCGUGGCUGACACCAUCCCUCACACCUCUCUCUUCCCUGUCACACCUUGGGAUAUACAAAUCCCUGUGAUCAGCUCUCACCUCAACUGUUCCCAUCCCUCUCUACCUCCCACAGCUGCAACAGCUCUGCAAGGUCUUUCCUCACUGCUUCCAACCCUCCUCAAAUCCUCCUCUUCUGCUUGGCUCUGGCUUUACAGGAGGGAUCAUGGAAAGCUGUGCUGUGCCUGAUGCUGUUGGUGAGGUGGAGAAACUCCACCACCCCUGUGAGGCUCAGCCCCUUGAACCCCACUUUAACCUGCCCUGCUCCCACAGCUCCGACCUCACUCUGUGCCAAGGACCAUCACAACACCUUGAGAACACCGAGGAGUCCUCACAAAUAAUAAAUGUAGAACUUCAAACUUCCUGUCCUCUUCUCCACACAGACCUCCUGGAUCUCAGCACGUACUGACAGCACACGAGAGCUUUGAAACAUCCACAAAUGGCAAAAAUAACAGGAAUAAUCUGCCAGCUGGAAGCUGCAGCCCAUUGUUUUCCCAUCAGAGCUGCCUGGAACAACCCACUUGAGAAACACUUAAGGAACACGUGUUCAAACAUCCACUGCAGGGCUGCAAGCAGUGAUGGGACUCAUCCAUCAGGUGACAGUGACACUUUGGCUCCAGUGGGAAAGUUGUCUUGUAACUCCCUGCAGCAGCUUCAUUAACCCACAAUCAAGAUGUUGCUCUAAAUUUCAGCCAAGAGGAGUUGAAGGAGCCACAGACCUGCCCAGGACACAAAAUUCAUGGCCCCUGCUCAGAGGUGAUGAGGAGAGGGGCUGUGGGGAGAGGAGGAGCAGUGCCCUGGGACUGGCACCUCCCAGGUACCCCUCACAGCUGGCAUGGGUGUGGUGCAGCCCUGGCUGAUCCAUCCCCAGGAAUUCCUCCAAGGACACAACCAGGAGCUGUUUUGGUGGAAAGGUGCUUGAAAGCAAAGCUUGACCAAGAGUGGAGGGUGUUCCAAGAGUGGAGGGUGUUCCAAGAGUGCCCAGGUGACACUGAAAGUGCCACAAAUACAGGUCCCUGGUACUUCCACAGAUGCUGAUGGGCCUGGGUCUUUUAAAAGGGGAAAAAUACCUGGAAAUACAACAUUUCCCUCUGAGAGUGAAAACUUUGAGGGUCACGAAAUGUUAUUAAUUGGUAUAACUUCAUCCUAAAAGAACAGCUGUUGGAAAAUGAUCCCUGGACUCAGCCAUGCCUGCCUUGGACAAGUGAUGAGAGGGAAAAUCACCAGGGAGUCUGGAGGGGAGUGCGUGGCUGGCUGAGCUCUCAACCACAGGCACAGGAAGUGCUAUUGUGAUUUUUAGCUCUGCUUCAUUUUCCUACCCACUGAAAUUAAAUUUUCUCCUGCCCAAGCCCAGUGACCACACGAUGUGCCCAGCAGCCUUCCUAAAACCACUGGUAUCAUCAGAUUAAUGAGUCCUGUGCAGGCAGUGAACAAGGAUGAUUCAUUAUUGGCAGCAAUGCAGCUGUACAUGGAUUUUUUUGGGGGUGAAAGAAAUAAAUAAGGUCCCUGAGUGAAA
Messenger RNA from Passer domesticus (house sparrow), 3979 nucleotides. RefSeq names its product zona pellucida binding protein 2 (gene ZPBP2). Gene Ontology annotation, biological process: acrosome assembly; binding of sperm to zona pellucida. The coding region runs from base 13 to 1170 and encodes 385 amino acids. Gene Ontology annotation, cellular component: extracellular region; zona pellucida receptor complex; acrosomal vesicle. Lineage: Eukaryota; Metazoa; Chordata; Aves; Passeriformes; Passeridae. The record is from RefSeq and is a predicted model, not a curated record. The transcript has 9 exons.